This is a messenger RNA of Penicillium concentricum, 402 nucleotides long. RefSeq lists its product as uncharacterized. The record is from RefSeq and is a predicted model, not a curated record. NCBI's taxonomy places the organism in Eukaryota, Fungi, Ascomycota, Eurotiomycetes, Eurotiales, Aspergillaceae. The transcript has 3 exons. Bases 1 to 402 code for a protein of 133 amino acids.
AUGCAGUCAGGAGGCAAGGGACCAGAUCUCGAACCAUUAUCUGAAAGUGACAAACGUAACAUCCGCAAGUACGGAAAGCUGCCGCGUGGAGGCCUACUCGCCCAGCAAUCCAAGGAACGGACCUACUUCGACUCCGGCGAUUUCGCUCUUUCCGCCGCUGAUCGCAUAACCGACAACGGCGCUAUCAAAACAGGCAGAGCGCAUCCCCGUCGGGAUAGCAUUUCGCACCCCUAUGCCCCUAUCCCAGCCGCUAGUAAUGUUAACAAGGAUGCCACCGAAGAGUUGUAUAGGAAGAGUGUGGAUCCCGAAAAAAGUCCUCUCCUUCAGGAAGGAAAUAUUGCGGAUGAAGAACCCGCAAACGAAGAAGAGGGACAUGGCAAUUCUAUCUCUCACGAAGGCUGA